Messenger RNA from Psilocybe cubensis, 1464 nucleotides. RefSeq lists its product as uncharacterized. The record is from RefSeq and is a predicted model, not a curated record. NCBI's taxonomy places the organism in Eukaryota, Fungi, Basidiomycota, Agaricomycetes, Agaricales, Agrocybaceae. The coding region runs from base 1 to 1464 and encodes 487 amino acids. The transcript has 4 exons.
AUGGACGCCCUCGACCAGCCAUAUACCACCGCCGACGAGGAUCCCUUUAGCGUGCAGCCUUACAUCCCGCCAAACAACACCCGCAGGCAUAGGCGCUCCAGCAUGCUCGACAAAUGGAUCACAGAGCAGCAGUUACACGCUGAUGUUGAUGUCCCCCCCUCAGACGAUGACCUGUUCGCCCCCACCCACUCGUGCUCGUCCCCCACAAGUCCGUAUCUCGCCUACCCAGAACUGCCUCGCUUUUCCUUUGAGCGCAAGCCAGAGCCCGAGGAUGAUUUUGCAUCCAUACUCAGUUAUGACCUUGUUGAUGAUGACGACAUUCCACACAAAACAACAGUCCAAGACCCUUUGCAGCAGGUUCCCAUUACCCCCGUUUCUCGGAGUGCUCAUAAAUCCCCCCGCCACUCCAUAACCCCGUCUUUUAAAACCCUCAACCUGUCUUUCUCCCGCGCCCCAAAAUCUUCCGCUCCCUCUUCACCUAGCAUGGAAGCAGCAGCCUCUCGCGCUUUCUCUCGCUUGUCCCUCUUUCCGCGUACCCCACGCUCAAGCACUGGUCCACCUUCUUUCGUAGACACAGCAAUCUCGCAGCAGCAUACACGCUCAUCUAGCUUGGGCACCAUAGCCACUAGUGCUUCAAAUCACCUUGCCGCCACCACCAAUCCACGCGCUUCCGCCCCCGCGAAAUGGCGUCCCAGUGUGUUGGGCCAUUUCCCUCAAUCAUCUAUUUCUCAGCUUUCAGUAGGCGGAUCAGACAUCCAAUGUGCUCCUUCGCGUCCGAGCGUCUCUUCCGGUGAUACUUAUACAACGUGGAACACAUCUCGGACGACUACAACUCUGGAAAGUGUCGCCCCCACAUCACCUUCAAAAAUAUCUGUUUUCGAAUCUCUGCGCGUGCGGAAGCGGAAAUCCUCGAAAACAUUGUCCAAAAUGUUUUCCGCUUCAAUUUCUUCCGUUCAAUUGUCAUCUCCGCAGACAGAUGGGCCGAAUCAAAACGAGCAUAAUAGUGCAACUCUUGGAAAAGGCAAGGCUACUCAGCGCAUUCCUCUCGCUCUGAAGCAUCAGUCAUCGCCUAAUGAGAAUCACGAUGACGAGGAUGAUCUUGACCCCCCUCCCGUCUAUCGCUUCAACAAACACGAACCGAAUCGAAGCGGGAUCCCAUACCCGUCCAGUAGCUCACUCAAUCGCGUUAAAUUCUCCUCUCUAAAUUCAAGAACUCAUCGCAAAAAGAAAAAGCUAAUCGUUAGUGGAGUGAGCGUUACCGAAACUCGCAAGUUUGAAGGUAUCAAGCGAUGGUGCGAGAGCUUUGGCGAUAUCCGCAAUAUCUCAAGGAUGCCUAAUGGAGAUUUACAAAUUGACUUUCGCGACCCCGAAGUGGCUGAUACAGUCUGCCGGAUUCGGGCCAAGGUUUUCAUUGCGGGUGUUGGCAGUGUGCAAGUUUCUUGGAUAUCGGGGAACAAGCGAUAG